Messenger RNA from Acaulospora colombiana, 202 nucleotides. The record is from the annotation of a GenBank genome assembly. Lineage: Eukaryota; Fungi; Glomeromycota; Glomeromycetes; Diversisporales; Acaulosporaceae.
AUUCGAUUCCAAUAAAGAAAACAGCAUGGGUAGUACAAACUCGAAGGUUUCGGUAGCUCCUGCGAAGGAAGACGUUAACCAAGAGGUGGUUGUCACGAACCCUCCGAGCACUCCAAGUCUCCCAAAGAAGAAUUAUGAUGAGGAACCGUUAUUAAAGGCCAACCCAAGGCGAUUCGUCUUAUUCCCCAUACAGUAUCAUGAU